AUGGGGAGAGCACCAUGUUGUGGGAAAAAUGGACUGAAAAAGGGUCCAUGGACACCAGAAGAAGAUCAGAUACUCAUUGAUUAUAUACAGAAAAAUGGGUAUGGAAAUUGGAGAACUCUUCCAAAAAAUGCUGGGCUGCUAAGGUGUGGAAAGAGUUGCAGACUCCGUUGGACUAAUUAUCUUCGCCCUGAUAUCAAAAGAGGAAGAUUUUCUUUCGAAGAAGAAGAAACUAUUAUACAACUCCAUAGCAUCUUGGGGAACAAGUGGUCGGCUAUUGCAGCUCGUCUACCAGGAAGAACGGACAAUGAAAUCAAGAACUACUGGAACACGAACAUUAGGAAAAAGCUUCUUCGGAUGGGAAUAGAUCCUUCGCCCACCGGAGGAAGCCCCGCCGACAGUGGCCGGAAUUGUGGCCCACCUGUAUAA
Molecule: messenger RNA, 426 nt
Organism: Fraxinus pennsylvanica
Lineage: Eukaryota; Viridiplantae; Streptophyta; Magnoliopsida; Lamiales; Oleaceae
Source: the annotation of a GenBank genome assembly